Molecule: messenger RNA, 1455 nt
Organism: Talaromyces proteolyticus
Lineage: Eukaryota; Fungi; Ascomycota; Eurotiomycetes; Eurotiales; Trichocomaceae
Product: transferase
Exons: 1
Coding region: 7-1455 (482 amino acids)
Source: RefSeq, a predicted model, not a curated record
UCAACCAUGCCAAAGAAAGAAGUCUUGCACAUUCAUCCAUUUGGUUGGGAAACCGAUCCGGAGGAAGAGAGAUACAAAGUUACGACCCUUGAUUACCUUACCGCAUGCACUUACACACAUUAUACUAUUUUCUUCAGGUUAGAUGAUGCCGACAAGCCGAAGGCGAUAGACGUCUUGAAGGCAGGCCUCGAGCGAACCCUGAGCCAGACACGACACCUCUGCGGAACAAUUGAAAAGGAUCCAGCCGGCGGGCAUUCGUUCGUGAAGAAAAAGGAUGGAACAGUUCAAUUCGUUGUCCAAUGGCUUGAUGCUCCUGAAGAUAAAAGUAGCUAUCCCUCCAUUGAUGAUCUGGAAGAGGCGCACUUUCGCAGCACAAGGCUCGGCAAUCUAGACCUUUGGAGCAUACCGCCAAUGGCCUAUGGCGAGAAAGAAGAAGCCCAUCCCGAUAACAGCCCGGUGACGGCAGCCUUCAUGGUUAAUUUGAUCAGGGGCGGACUAGUACUGAUUAUACACCAACAUCAUUAUGCCAACGAUGUGAUGGGUUGGUCUGGGCUAACGCAUCAGCUCGCCGAGAAUUGCAAAGCCAUUUUCAACAACACUGCUUUCCCCACCUGGGACCCAUCAUGUCUCGAUCUCUCGCGCUUGAUCAAGGCUGAAGUUCCUGAGGGAAAAAAGAUCGAUGGCCCUCCAACCCCUGAGCGUCACCCAGACCAUAGGGGUACGGUCGCACUUCUCUUCCAUUUGCCUAAAAGCAAAGCAGCCGAGUUGAAACGGCUUGCCAGUCCAACUGAUGACACCUGGAUUUCCACCUACGAUGCCUUUUCAGCCUUUAUCUGGCGGACAGUCUCGCGGCUCCGGGCUCCCAUCUUCAAGCCUGAUCUAUCCCAGCCCCUAUUCUGGUCAGAGGCCGUUGACAUGCGGAGGCGCAUGCAUAGUCCUAAAGUUGCACCACGCAUUCAGCAGAACGUCAUGUUUGCGGCCCUGUCCCCGACCGCACCAGUUCCACAACCUACAGCCGCCGAGGUAAUAUCAGAGUGGUCUUUAUCCCAGCUGGCUUCCUAUAUCCGGAAGCUUACCAACAGUGUUACACAAGAAAAUCUCGACCAGGCGCUCAGCGUAGUGGCCACGGUUCGGGACAAAACAGCCAUGAACAUCCGCAUCAACGCGCACCCGCCCAUGUCUAUCCUGCAGACAGAUCACAGAGAAGCAAACAUCACAGCCGCUGAUUUUGGCUUUGGAAGGCCACUGCUUUACCGCCACCCUAUGGGGGAUGUGACGGAGGGAGUCUUCAUCGUCUACCCACCGCGCGCUGGCGCCGGUCCCGACGAAGGUUCCGAGUUCUCCAUUACGUAUGAGAAGGAGCUUGCCCAGACUCUGAUUGAGGAUCCUGAGUGGAAGAAAUAUUUUGAGUAUAGAGGUGUCGAAGCUGGGGAUACUCUCACCUUGCCUAAUUAG